AUGUCGUCGUUCCAACCGGCGUCGUCGCUUGCACGCGACAUGAACAGCAGCACCAGCACGAGUAGCGGGGCUGGCCCUGUGGUGCAACCACGACCGCGACCGCUGAUUCGAGGUGCACAAGGUAGCGGUACGACGGUGCUGGUGAACAACUGCCAGCGCGGCAACCCCGUGCUCCAACACAUCCGCAACAUUGGCUGGGAAUACGCCGACAUUGUGCCAGACUACCAAGUGGGGCUUUCGUCGUGCGUUUUGUUCCUGUCGAUCCGAUACCAUCGGUUGCAUCCGGAAUACGUGCACACGCGCAUCUCGAAGCUGCAACAAAUGUACACGCUGCGCGUGCUUUUGGUGCUAUGCGAUGUCAACGACCACCAAGCUGCGAUUCGGGAGCUUACGAAAGUGUCGAUGAUCAACUCGCUCACCAUGGUGCUUGCCUGGAGCGCCGAAGAGGCUGGGAAGUACAUUGAAACGUACAAGUCGUUCGAGCACAAGCCUCCCGAUGCCAUCAAGGAGCGCGUCGGCGAAGAUUACCUCGCCCAGGUGACGAAUGUGCUGACGCAGAUCCGGGGGAUCAAUCGCACCGACGUCGUCACGUUGCUCAGCACGUUUGGCACGCUCAGAGGUGUAGUCAACGCCGAGGUGGCACAGGUCGCCAUGUGCCCCGGAUUCGGAGAGGUCAAGGCAAAAAGGCUCUGCGAUGCGGUUAGGAUGCCGUUCCGAGUCGGAGAGACUAGGACGUUCAGCCAGCGCAAAUCGACAGCCUCCACCACUGCAAACACAGCUGCGGGAUCAGAGGCACCAGCACAGCCCGCGGCAGCGCCAACAACCCGUGCGCUAGACACACUCGAAGCCCAAUUGGAUACCCUGCCCGAUCUCGCGGCGUCGGAUGCGGAGGAUGACUUGGAUCAAGACGAACACUUGCGUCUCGCCAUCCAGCUCUCCAUGCAGCCCGAGUCGUAG
Messenger RNA from Moesziomyces antarcticus, 957 nucleotides. Its product is annotated as DNA repair protein rad10. The record is from RefSeq and is a predicted model, not a curated record. NCBI's taxonomy places the organism in Eukaryota, Fungi, Basidiomycota, Ustilaginomycetes, Ustilaginales, Ustilaginaceae. Gene Ontology annotation, cellular component: nucleus; ERCC4-ERCC1 complex; nucleotide-excision repair factor 1 complex. Bases 1 to 957 code for a protein of 318 amino acids. The transcript has a single exon. Gene Ontology annotation, biological process: meiotic mismatch repair; nucleotide-excision repair; UV-damage excision repair. Gene Ontology annotation, molecular function: damaged DNA binding; single-stranded DNA binding.